Messenger RNA from Camelina sativa (false flax), 1665 nucleotides. RefSeq names its product IAA-amino acid hydrolase ILR1. The record is from RefSeq and is a predicted model, not a curated record. Gene Ontology annotation, biological process: auxin metabolic process. Gene Ontology annotation, molecular function: IAA-Ala conjugate hydrolase activity. Lineage: Eukaryota; Viridiplantae; Streptophyta; Magnoliopsida; Brassicales; Brassicaceae. Gene Ontology annotation, cellular component: endoplasmic reticulum.
AUCAUUUCACAUGAUCUGAUUCUGAUCUGAGGCCUAUGGUUUAAUAAAAACGAUUAAACAGUUUCCAACACGUGCUGCUGUAUAAUUACGUGUAUAUAUAUAUAUACAUAUACAGUCUCCGUCGUCUUAGAAAGAAAUAAGAAUGAGUAUCUUCUUUGUCUACUCCGUCGUCACCUUCUUCUUUAUCCUUCUUCUCUCUUCAGCUCGGAGCUAUGAUUACGGGUCGGGUCUCGAGUCACUCGCUCGUGGGAUGCUCGAAUCAGCUAAGGACCCUGAGUUCUUCGAAUGGAUGAGAGGGAUCAGGAGGACGAUUCACGAGAACCCAGAGACUGGGUUCCAGGAGUUCAAAACGAGUCAACUCGUUCGAGACGAGCUCGACUCACUCGGAGUGAAGUAUAAGUGGCCUGUCGCGAAGACUGGCGUCGUGGCUUGGAUCGGAUCCGGUUCCAAACCCGUUUUUGGACUUAGAGCAGACAUGGACGCACUUCCGUUACAGGAAUUAGUGGAAUGGGAAUCGAAGAGUAAAGUAGAUGGAAAGAUGCAUGCUUGUGGUCAUGAUACUCAUGUUGCUAUGCUUCUUGGAGCUGCUAGGCUUCUUCAAACCAGCAAACACCUCAUCAAGGGGACUGUGAAACUUGUGUUUCAACCAGGAGAGGAAGGUUAUGGAGGUGCUUAUGAAAUGCUAAAAGAUGAGAUUCUAGACGACUUAGAUGGGAUUCUCAGCGUUCAUGUCUUUCCAUCUAUCCCAUCCGGUGGCAUUGGCUCUAGGCCUGGGACCGUUCUUGCUGGUGCGGGAUCGUUUACAGUGACGGUUCACGGUCAAGGUAGCCACGCAGCUACACCACACUUCUCUAAAGACCCAGUUCUUGCAGCUUCUUCCGCUGUUGUUGCUUUGCAACAGAUUGUUUCACGGGAAAUGGAUCCACUCGAAGCUGGUGUCGUUACUGUUGGAUACAUUGAAGGAGGUCAUGCAAAAAACGUAAUACCGGAGAGUGCUAAAUUUGGAGGUACUUUCAGAAGCUUAAGCAACGAUGGUCUUCUAUAUAUUCAAAGACGGAUCAAAGAGAUUUCAGAGGCACAAGCAUCAGUAUACAGAUGCAAAGCAGAAGUAAACUUCGAAGAGAAAAAGCCGUCACUUCACCCGGUAAUGAUGAACGACGAAGGCAUAUACGAGCAUGGUAAAAAAGUAGCGGAAGCAAUGAUUGGAAAAAGUAACUUCCAUGAUUUUCCAGUGACAAUGGGAGCAGAGGAUUUCAGCUUCUUCACUCAAAAGACUAAAGCUGCGAUUUUCGUGCUUGGGAUAAAGAAUGAGACGCUAGGUGCUGGUAAGCCGCUUCAUUCGCCUUACUUCUUUGUUGAUGAAGAAGCUCUUCCUCUUGGGGCUGCUCUUCACGCAGCCAUGGCCGUUUCUUAUUUGGAUAAACAUGGUCAUGUCCAUGACGAUGAGGUUAAGAGUGAGUUAUAGAAUGUGUUACGUUCAGCAUUUGGGGUAAUUCGUAGACUUGUAAUAAUAAUCAUGCAAGUUGUAUUGAAAACAUGGAAAUUAGGUGAGGUUAGGUUUCGGGGUUGGGAAGAAUGUUUGUUGUUAGUCUAAACUGAAAUAAUGAAAUUAGCUCGCGGUUUGACCAGCGGGAUAAACCAAUAGACUGAUAUUGUUUACGUGUU